UAAUUAGCGGUUAAGAAAGUAACGCUACACUGAUAGCACGUCUCGGUGGGUCCUGUGUCGUAAAAGACUAAAUACAGGCAAGUUAGCUAAGCUAGAAGCGAGAGAUUGAGGCAGUUUAGCUGCACAGACGCUUCAGCACUCACUGACUGCUCUGUGACAGUAAAUAACCAUAUUUCGAGCAGAGAUCACUACAGUAACAGCAGGUCUUGUGUGCAGAGGGAAACGCGAGCUCUUCGACUCACUCGUUGAACUUGAAGGGAAUGAGGAGGAGGGCUGAAACCCACUGUUAUUUGCGGCAGAAAUAACUGUUAUUAUAGACUCAUUCAGAUGUUGUCGGUGGAAAGCCACGGAGAGUUCAUGAAAAGACGCUUACUAUCCCUCCAAGCCAUCAGUAGACUCCCUUUUUAAUGACAGACCCUUGUAAUAACCAUCCCGUCCUCCCAAGUCUGAAUUUCGUUCUGCUUUCACUGAGAUUUCAUCAGAGAUUUCGUCUUCAAAACAGAGCACUGACAGCUUCAUCACUGCUGUACCCAAUCCGUUUGUGAUUUCUACUCCAUUUGCAACGCUCCAGUCUCAUAUAAGUGGACUUACAGCUGGCACAGGCCCUGUACAGUUAGUACUCAACGGACUUGAGAAAUCCAUCUCCCACAAGACCGUCACGAUUCACAACUUGCUGCACGAUCCCACUAGAAACUAACCUCAGGUCUGUUACUAUUCAAAUUAUACUUUUGCUCCUUGGCACCAACUCUGUUUCUACCAGCCCCUCUGUGAAUCUCCAGAAGCGGCACAGUUAAACAAUGCACUACUGAAAGCUCUUCUGCUGUUUUAGUCUUGAUCCACGCUUGGAGGACCAGGAGCAGGUGCUUCUGAAAGCGUUCCAAGUGCCAAGAACCAUGAGUGUCCAGUGGGCAUUGUUUACAAUUGGUCUAGUCCACAGGAUGGGUGGACAGUAGGGACAGCGAGACGGUGGACUCAUGUCAUGGAAGGGGUUGUUGCAGUCGCAGUACAUACAGAGGGAUUGAAUGGUUAUCCACAAGAACGUAAACAGACAGAGGAUCUCACCAAGGGGCACCUCAAAUGCACAACUAUCCUAAAUGGACUGACUCCAGCUAAUGGCAUCAAAGACAAUGGCAGCUUGAAUGGCAACCCUUAUCUCAAAACUGUCCCAAUCUCAGCGCUGAAACAGAAUGGACUCUUACAGUCUCUGGCAGCAGGAGGCAAUCAGACUAAAACAGAAGAGGUGAGCUUGGAGGUGGAGCGAGCACAAGAGGAGUGGGAUGCCCUGGAGAGCAUCCAACCAGUUUUUGCUGAGGAUCUCACUCCAUCACCGCUGAUCUCCUUCAAUGAGGCUUUGCAGCAUUUUCAGACCUCCGAUCUUGGAGACUUGCUUAAGAACAUUCAGCCCACCAUUCCCAGGACUGGAUUGGCCGCCAUCACCCAUUUCCUGUUCGGUCCUCCACGGCUACACAAAGACCUUGUAGAGGAGAGAGACUUAGUGUUUGCCAUCGCACAGUGUUCUCUGGAUAAUGGCCAGUCAGUCCACAUGCGUGUACUCCAGACCAUCUACAGGAAGUUGACCUGCACUCGAGCUGACUGCCCUCGCUAUGGACCACACUGGGAGAACGUGGGCUUUCAAGGUGCAGACCCUGCUACAGAUCUGAGGGGAACUGGUUUUCUGGGCCUGAUGCACACGCUCUACUUCGUCAUGGACCCAGAGAUUCUACCCCUUGCUAGAGAAAUCUACAAACUCUCUCAGCAUCCAGUCCAGAAUUUUCCCUUCUGUGUGAUGUCAAUCAACAUGACGCGAAUUGCCCUGCAUGCUCUCAGGGAGGAAGUGCUGUCCAAGGAGUGUAACCGAAGGCAGCAGGUCGUGGCAGUGCUGAACGACUUUUAUGUUGCAACGUUCCUGUACCUCUAUCAGGUGUGGAAGAGCCAGCAGAAAACCAUCUCUGACUCCGGCCAUGUACUCAAAGAAGUUGAGCUCUUCGCUAAGAAGAACCCCAAGCAGAUUCUCAAACGUCUCGAAGGUUACCUGAAGGAGAGACGUGACGGGACAGGACACCGAACAUCACCUGACUCACUAUCGUAUAGCAACCCUUCACCUGGUGACACUGGGUCUCGAGCAGGGAGUCAGGGCGGGAAGGAGGACAAAGAGAUGAACUUCACCGGAGUGUGUGAGCUGCCACCUGAGAUGGAGGGCGAGGCGAGACUCAUCUGAGAGACCGAGAGGGAUUCGAUUUGUACAGUCUCAGCUAUCUCUUGUGCUCGAAGUUUGUUGUUCUCUCCGUUUCUUUGUUUCUUUUCUGUCCUUUCAUGCUUAAGUACACUCAGAGACAAGUCUGUGUUGUAACUGUAGUCGCUUAAAAUAUAAAACUAUUUGCUGUCUUUUUUCUGUUAGAGUACCUAUUGGCUCUUCUAUGAAAAAGACUAAAUUUAGUUGCCAAGUUGAAAAGGAGAAUCUCAAAAUUAACUGGCUCAGUGGCAGCAGUUGUUUUGAACUUGUCAAAAAGAAAGAGACGCAGUUUACAGGCCUCAAGGGUGUGCAGUUGGAGAGGAGAUGGCUGCAGAAGCCAGCCAGCACCUUACCCACUAAUGUGGAAUUGAGUGAGAGUGACUUCCUGUGUGUGAUGGCCUGACUGUUUAGACAUGUAUUUGAUGGACACUAGUCUAUCGAAAGCCUUGUGAUCCUCGUGGUCGUUCGGACAUGUUCACUGUGAUGGAGUCCGUGUUCAAGGAAGUUGGCAGAGUUUAUAUUGAUGUUGGCUCUUUACUCUGCACUAUUGAUAAAAAUGGAAUGUGGUACCAAAACUUUGGAGGGAACUAGCCUCAAUAGGCCAACGUUUUUAGAGAGAUAAAUGUCACAAUAUGAUUCAGACUGUUUGACAUGUUUCUGUUGGCAGGAACGCUUCAACAAGAGCCUGAGGUUGUAAAGUCGAGGCAUAUUUUUGAUGGGAAAGUGCAUUUUAGUGACCAGUAGACCAAAUCUAUUGAUGUUUGAAUAUCUAUUUUGCAGUUCAGUUACAAGUCUAACGUUGUUACUUGUGAGUUUUUUCUUUUAACUGAAAUAGCCGCUAAAUUUAUUUAACUAUUUGAGCUUAAAUUAGGGCAGUAAUCAAAAUUGUAAUGUUAUAUUUGGAGGUGUAGUUAUGAUUGUGUGCAUGAAGCAAAUCCUACAUGUUUCCUUUAAUGAUAGCAAGUAGAUUCCAGUUUUAAGUGGUCAUAACAUGACUAUGAACAUGUUGUGGACGAGAGUGAGGAUGAUCUCAUGAUGUAAAAGAUUUGCUGGAUCAUUUCUGGGGGCCAGUUGCAUAAACUUAGCCUCUGUGUUAAGACGGUGUCUUAAAAACUAGUCUGACCAACUAGCAGUUAGCCGAGCGGUCUUAUUUUUUGGAUUCAACAUAGACAAAUCUAAGUUUUUAUGUAACAGAAUUAAAUGCAUAUGACCAGUCUUAAAGAAAAAAAACUGAAGACUAACUUGUAAGACUAAUGUAAGUAUUUUAUGCAACCGGUCCCUGGUAUCCCGGACGAGCCCCCGAUUUAUGUUCUGAAUGCUGUUAUGCCAGAAAUAGUCCUAAAAAAUUGUUACUGGUUACUUGUUAAGAUAUCACAUUGUUAAGAUGUCUACUAGCUUGUCCUGAGAAAAAUAGAUGGUGCAUUUUAAUCUGUUGGAUAGUGAUUAGAUUGUUACAUCUCCCAGAAGCACUUUUAGCAAUGAAAGUGUGUAAACAUAUUAAGGAUAAUUGUGUCUACAAGACAUGGCUUAAAUAAAACAUUAGCCAGGAAGCUGCAGGUCAUUUAUACAUGAAGUUAUAUAUAACCUAAAAAAUUUUUCCUUCAAAGUUGCACAAGACACGUUAAAAACUUCUUGUUAACUUCCUGCAUUGAACAAACAGCAUUCAAAUAGAAGUGUGAGACCAGUUUAUAGUGUAGUCAAGUUAACAGUGAGACUUGUUGAUUUAACCUAGAAUAUUUUGUUUGCUGUCAAGACAAAUCAUGUCAGUGCAGAAAAUAUUUGAGAAUUUGAUGUAUUUUUGUAAUUUGCGUCUUGUUAUCCCUAGUCCAGGUCCAAUAAAGAUGAGGGUUGCACCUAGGGUUGCAAAGGGGUGGAAAAAUUUCCGUAAACUUAAAAAAAAAAAAUCCCUGGAAUAUUCCAAAAAAUCCUGGAAAGUUUCCAAAAUUUCUGGAAUGUUUCAGAAAUUUACUGGACAUUUUCCACCUUUUUGCAACCCUAGUUGCAACAGUCAUUUAAAUUGAUGGUGACCUACUGUACAUUUGGAAAAAAAAUCUUGAUGGGAAAAGUCUUUUUUCUUUCCCUUGGCAACCCUAUUCUGCACUCUCGUCUUGUUAGCAUGUUAGGUAGCGCUAGAGAUGUAGCAUCCAGGAAAUUGUUGUUUUAAUUCCUUGUUGAAAAAGCUUGUAAAUCUAACUUCGUAUGGUUGCAUAUGUUCGUCUAAGUUACCUAGUCCAAAGUGUUGUUGUACAAUACGAGUACAGUGUGUUCUGUAUGUUUCAGGUUUAAUUUCACGCUCUUAUUUUAUUCUUUUGUAGUUUUUAUUUUUCCUAAACGACACAUUAAUAUAAAUACUCAGUGGAUGUAUAUUAGAAGUCCUGUCACUUUAGCCAAUUUAAUUUUAUAUAAAGCAGAGUAGUAUUUUAUAAACUUGAACAAGAGCAAAGCAUGAUGGAAAAUGAAUGUUUCUAUACAAAGGCAAAUCACCUUUUCCCGGGUUAUUUACUAGUUCGGUUGGUUUGUAUUUAGUUUGGAUAAGCAGGUUCGACACUUUCAUAGUCCGUCUGUAUAUUUGAGUGAACUCAGUUUAGUUCAGUUCUGUUGUUAACUCCACAGCAAGCAUUAAUGUAAAGUUUCAUACCCAGUGUUUUGUGAUCCACAUUGACCUGCUGAAAGCAACGUUAACACUAAGAAAGAGUGAAUUUUGAUGUUGCAUAGUAGUACGUCAGCUGAUUUCAGUGUCCGAUUACCUGAGACACGGUGGAAAGCACACAUUUAUUUCCUUCUGUUUUAGGAUCAUUUAAGCUGUUGUGUGCAGUUACUUCUCAAAAGUGUGUUUCUGUUAUGUUUACUAGUUGCUUAUGAACAAUCAUACUUACAAAUCGAGCAAUCAUCCAUAACCCUGACCAUGAUAUUAGCCUGGUUUGGCACCUUUUUGUGUAUAUUUGUGCACAAUUAGUUGCUAAGUGGUUGUUUUGCUGUUUUAUUUUUAAAGGAGAGGGUGGUCUGUAUGUGAGAUGACUAUUAAAGUGUGUGUAUAUAUAUAUAAAUAUAUAUAAGAAAUGAUUGUAAGAGUAUGAUUGUUACCGGGGCAUAUUAUGCAUACCUCAGGCUUCAGGCAAAUCUCUUCUGGGCAGACGUUUUAUUGAGGACAGCCAUGAUCCCAUGUCGUAGCACAAAAUGGUGUGGUGUCUCUUGCAGUAAUCUACCUAGCUUGGGAAUGUACUGUAUGUAUAUGUAUGUACACUAAUGCAGCACUGCAAAAUAUUGACUUCUACAGUAUAUAUUUCUAUAGCCCAUGUUUGUGAAAACUGUAGUCUUACACGCUGAAAUGCAACAGAACCUUCGCUGGAGAAUGUUUUUAACAAUCUUAAUGGUUUGCCGUCAAAGCAAAUCAGACGGAUUUGUGGCCUUUGGUAUUUGCUGUGCUUUUGUGAGUGGAUUUUUGCAGUUAGAGUAUGUCAAAAACGAUUCACUCUACUAUGGCACAAUGUAACGAUAUUUGUUUGGACCAAAAGGAGCAUUUGUGGGUUUGAAGCUGGUUUGAAGCUCGAGGUCUUUUAACGAAAGAUCUUGCCAUCCUUGUAUAUUAGGAUCUUUCUGUUUGAUUUUCCCAGUGAGCAUUCCACCAUACUUCAUCUGUCUGGCCCACAAAUGCUGAAAUGUAUUUCUGGAUAAAACACAAACCCACGUGUCAGAUUUGGUUUAUUGAGUUGACCUGAAUCAAAUUACAAAUAUCCUGCACUUCAUUUAAUGAUGCACCGUUAUUGUCUGUUUGAUCCUUCAGAGCAUUUUAUUAUAUCUGAAACUUGAUUGUAGAAUCCCUAUUUUAUAAUGAAAAUAUAUUUCAGAAUAUAUGCGGUGGUACAGUGAUGUAUCGUAUGAAAAGUAAUAAAUAAAUGCAACUUAAAAAAUA
This is a messenger RNA of Carassius gibelio (silver crucian carp), 6146 nucleotides long. RefSeq names its product ELMO domain-containing protein 3-like. The transcript has 13 exons. NCBI's taxonomy places the organism in Eukaryota, Metazoa, Chordata, Actinopteri, Cypriniformes, Cyprinidae. The record is from RefSeq and is a predicted model, not a curated record. Bases 980 to 2218 code for a protein of 412 amino acids.